Molecule: messenger RNA, 906 nt
Organism: Aspergillus bombycis
Lineage: Eukaryota; Fungi; Ascomycota; Eurotiomycetes; Eurotiales; Aspergillaceae
Exons: 2
Coding region: 1-906 (301 amino acids)
Biological process (GO): protein ubiquitination; SCF complex assembly
Cellular component (GO): nucleus
Source: RefSeq, a predicted model, not a curated record
AUGGCGGACCGACAGGCAGUCCAACAGAACCUCAAUGGUCUGCUCUCAAAACUGGAUGAUCCAGAUCCUGACAUGAGGUACAUGUCGCUGAACGAUCUUCUGAGCAUUCUCAACAGCCCCACCUCAGCAUAUUUGGCUCACGAUCAGUUUUCUUCAUCACGGCUGGCCGACGGCUUGCUCAAUGCCUUGGAUGAUCAACACGGCGAUGUUCAAAAUCAAGCAUUGAAAUGUCUCGGUCCACUUGUGAAUCGGCUGCCUUCCGAAAGCCUCACUACCAUCCUCGAAAAGCUCUCGAACCUGACAGCAUCUCAGACCAUCGAUACCUCAGUUCCUAACACCGCUCUACGUGUCAUUGUCACCGCCCUUCCCCGUCCUCAGUCUGGGCAACCACCUACUCCAGAUGUCUCCAUGGCUUACUCCUCUGUCUCCAAAAUACUGAUCCCUCGCUUGACCGGUCCUACACCAUCUCAAUCUGGCAGAAGAGGCUCCGUCAUCAAGGGCAUGCUAGAGAAAGAUACUUCCAAGGGUUUUAGCAGCGAUGCGAUUGAUGUUCUGAUUCAGGUCGUCACCUGCUUCGGGCCACUUCUCAAGGAGGCCGAGUUAACGGCUCUCCAGAAAUCAGUGAUGUCCAUCAUCGACAACGACACUGCUGGUACCGUAGUUACGAAAAGAGCGCUGGCCGCCAUUUCCGCCUUGGUACCUCAUUUCUCCGAGGCUCAGUUCAGCUCGUUCGUUGACGAACUCGUUAAGAGGUUCAAUAAUCCACAAAUUAGCGUCGUGCACCGAAGGCACCUCAUUGCCACAGUCGGUAGCGUCGCAAGGAGCAGCCCGACCAAGUUCGGUCCCCAUCUUCCAACACUCGCUCCGUUUGUUUUUGCUACCGUUGGUGAAGUUAUCGCGACUUAG